Messenger RNA from Stylophora pistillata, 4032 nucleotides. Its product is annotated as proton-coupled folate transporter. The record is from RefSeq and is a predicted model, not a curated record. NCBI's taxonomy places the organism in Eukaryota, Metazoa, Cnidaria, Anthozoa, Scleractinia, Pocilloporidae. Gene Ontology annotation, biological process: transmembrane transport. Gene Ontology annotation, cellular component: membrane. Gene Ontology annotation, molecular function: transmembrane transporter activity.
GGUGACUGCAAAAUCUCGUGCGCUGUCUUAGUAGCUUUACAGUAGUCUUUUCAACCCCCCAGAGGUUAAUAAACAAGUUAUCAUAAUGCCAGAAGGAAGAGGUUUCUCAUGGCGACAACUGCUGACAGUGGAACCUGUUCUGUUCCUGUAUGCAUUUGGUUUGUUCAUGAAUAUUCCAGUAUCGCAACAGUUUAUAUACCACAGGCUAAGUGAGGCAAAGGGAUAUCCUUAUCAUUUUCAGCAAGACACAGGGUGUGAGGGGAAGAACUUGAAUGAUUCCAUGAAAAAGCUUGAGAAAGAGGUGCAAACAGAUGCUUCAUAUGUCCAGCUAGGUAUUGUGAUGUUCUCUGCUCUCCCAUCUAUUGUCAUUACUUUAUUCAUGGGUGGAUGGACAGACAAAGUUGGCCGACGCCCUGCCCUGAUCUUGCCUACUCUUGGCAGUGCAUUAGAAGCUGUUGUAGUUCUCCUAGUUAUGUACUUGAAAUGGCCCAUUUACUGCUUGUUCAUUGGUGGAUUUGUGCACGGUAUUUGUGGUUAUUACACAACUAUCAUCUUGGCUUGUAUGUCAUAUAUUGCAGAUACAACAGAAGAGUCGAGAAUUGCCCUGCGGCUGGGUAUUAUCGAACUGAUAGUAUUUCUUGGCGGCAUGGUGGCUCAGUUGACCAGCGGACUGUGGAUAGAGAAGCUCGGUUUCAUCACUCCUUAUUGGAUCAUAUUUGGCUGCCACAUGGCCGCGGUGCUAUACGCCAUUUUCUUUGUUCCAGAAUCGCGCGCAAAAUCCAGUGAAAACACAGGCAGAUUAUUCAGCCUUCAGAACUUGAAAUCCAGCUGGAGGGUUUACGCCAAAGCCACAGGCAGCAGGGAAAGAAACCUAGUGGUUUUGACGUUUUGUAAUGGUUUCCUGGCGAUAGCUGUGAUGGGAAUUAAUGGCGUAGUGAACCUUUACACCCUUCACUCGCCGCUGUGUUUUUCGCCCAUGUUAGUGGGAUAUUUCCUGGCCUUUCGUCAAUUUAUGCACGGAACCGGUGGAGUGUCAGCUAUAAAGGUGUUAGGAAUGUGUCUCCCAGAUGCCGUUGUCAGUCGUAUUGCCAUAGUGUCCUACAUAGGAUUUUUGAUUUUCCUCGGAUUUUCCACCAACGAGUUCAUGGUUUUUAUGGCUCCCUUAGUUGGUAUCUUUGGUGGUGCAGGCCAGCCUGUUCUCAGAGCUAUGAUGUCAAAAAUUGUCAGCGAAGACGAUCAAGGGUCAUUAUUUUCCACUGUUUCCUCCAUAGAGAUGCUCUGCACUUUCGGGGGCACUGCGCUUUUCAAUUCGGUAUACCCCAAAUCUCUGAAAUUCGACAUGCCGGGAUUUGUGUUUGUGCUGGGAGGCACUUUGCUGCUGUUACCACUUCUGUCUACCUUUUGUUUGAGGGAUCAAGAAAUGUUUACGCGGAGAAGGAAGAUCAACAGUGAAAAUACAAAGGAUAGAGAAGACGAAGAAGAAGAACCUUAUGAGCCCGACUCCCCUGGUAUAUAUGUUCCCGACGAUUCCCCCAUCAUCCCUACAAUUAUAUGCAUACUACUAAGGCUAGAUGCAAGGGUGGGGUUGGAAGCGAGGCAUGAGACUGUGACUAUUGCGAGCAGGCUUUCGUUAGUGUUACGACACCAGCUGGGAAGCCUGCGGGUUUCGAGCCGAACCACAAUGCCGAAUCUGAAUUUGCCAAGAUGGAGACGUUACCUAACAGUGGAACCAGUCGUACUGUUUUAUACAUUUGGUUUAUUCAUGAGUCUCCCAGUUAUGACACAGUAUAUCUACUUCAGAGUCAGUGAGUUUAAGGGAUUUCCGUAUAACAUAUCGGAAACUUCAGAAAAAGGAUGUGUCGAAGAUUCUGGUGGAAACGGUACGUCUUUGGAGGAGCUGGAAAAAGAGGUGCAAACCAUGGCGUCUAGAGUUGACAUGGGAAAUGUCCUCUUUCAAUCUCUACCGUCCAUUCUAAUGGUCCUUCUUUUGGGUCCUUGGACCGACACCGGCGGAAGACGUCCCGCUAUAGUAGCCCCUCCCCUUGGAAGCGCAUUAGAGGCUAUCACUGUCCUGCUUAUAAUGUACCUGGAUUGGCCAGUGUAUGUGUUGUUUGUCGGCUCGGCGAUAAAUGGCUUCUCUGGAUUCUUUACAAUCAUGAACAUGGGUGCAUUUGCGUAUGUUUCGGAUAUAACAACCGAAGAAGGACUCGCCAUUCACAUCGCUGUUAUCCAGUUAGUGGUGUUCAUUGGCGGAGUUGUGAGCCAGUUGACCAGCGGUGCUUGGCUGAACAAACUGGGUUUCAUCCCUCCCUAUUGGUUUAUUUUUGCCUGUCACGUGGCCGGGUUACUCUGGGGGGCGUUCAUGGUACCGGAAUCAAAACAAGAAAGUCAGAAAAAAAGGCUCCGCUUCUUCAGCUUCGAUAGCUUUAAAGCAGUAUGGAGUGUGUACAAGAAGCCAAGAAACGGCGGAAGAAAAAACCUGCUCAUGCUUCUCGUCUCGGAUGGGAUAAUCACUUUAGGUGUUAUGGGUAUCAGCGGAGUAGUGUCACUCUUUGUCCUUCGCACUCCACUUUGCUGGGGACCAGGCACGCUAGGGGUGUUUAUGGCAUUCCGAUUCUUCAUGCAGGGUUUUGGUGGCAUCGCAGGAAUCGGAAUUCUGAAAAAGUUCAUGAGCGAGAUAAACGUUAUAAGAGUUGGCAUGGUGUCCCAAUGCCUUUCACUGGUUUUCUUCGCCAUCAGUGAUCGCACAUGGAUGGUUUUCUUAGUUCCCCUUAUUGGUAUAUUUGGCGGUGCUGUUGUUCCGUUGUACAAAGGGAUGAUGUCCAAGAUGGUUGAGCCUGAUGAACGAGGUGCCAUGUUUUCCUCGGUGGCCACGGUGGAUACAUUUUGCAACUUUUUGGGCGCAUUCAUCUUUAAUCCGAUGUACAUCAGAUCCUCAAAGUUUGGUUUUAGAGGGUUGCCGUUUCUUGUGGCUGCUGUACUGAUCAUCAUUCCGAUGAUCUUGACAAAGUUUAUAAAGAAUCCGGUGUCGUUUAGAAAGAUGACAGAAACUUCAACUGGGCCCGAAGUAGAUGAAGCAGAGGUAAAACUCGAAGAUAUACCACUUGACGAAGAUGGACCUCAAUCAACCGUUCUUUAGAAAUUGAUGUAUUUCCCGAAGACCAACAAUUACUUCAAACACGAUUCUAAAAUUUUUUCCUUGUUGGUGGAAGGACUAAACCCGACAAAUCUAUGACGCUAGUCAUGACGUCAUAGCACACGCAAUUCUGACUGAUUGGAUGUUACUUUCGAAGAGGAAGUCGUAACCAAUCAACGGCUAAUUUGAUAUCGGCAUGACUACGUCAUCAGAAGACCGAACCGUGAAAUCGUGAAAGAAGACAACUUUUUACUGCAAUCCAUACACCAUGAUAACUCUUUAACCCUAGGGAGCGACAAUAAAGGAAGGCUCGUGAUUUUUGUUCAAAUUCUCCACUUCAGCAACAUAAGAAGUUUAUGUGGAACAGUAUGGAGAAUAUGCUUACUGAUGUUGGUGUGUAAAGGGUUAAUGUCCAUCUCCUUUUCACCCAAUAAAGAUAAACUGUACUGUUAUUCAAGUCAAACAAACACACCUUUUUUUUGAUUACCAAAACACACUAUUUAAUAUCUUUAAAAAGGCUAUAAAUUCUCUAUCCCUCACUACAGAGCCAGUUGCAUGGCUCAGCUAAAACAUACUUAAAAAUUUCGGAGAAUAAAUCACUAAAAAUCUAACCACUAAGUUUGGAUGUCAAAUAGACCGUUAUCAAACCAUCUUUAACCAAACAUCAACUCCUUAAAAAAAUUGACCCUCUAUACCAAGCUUAAAAAGCCAUUUCCCGAAUUUUAAGCUGGACAAUAACUCUAUCUUUUUACAUUCCAAAUCUUACAGUAAAAUUUCGAAAAAUUUCUUACCACGCCUUUUUGGGAGGAUUUGAUUUGAGUUUUUCGGAUAAAAGUUAGUCAAGUGCUAGACAUGUGAAAAACUGCGCGAUUGGGCAAUAAAACGAGUUAAAAAUU